UCGGCCGUGGCGCUACUCUGCAAGGCAAAAAAAUUAAAUUUCCGCUUCCUGCAGCGAUAAACAACUAACGCAACUUAAGAAAACAUUAGAAGCGAGUUUCAACGAGCGGAUAUAACAGCAGCGCACCGCGGGCGAAGCAAUCGUCACAAGCGGACCGGUCGAACCACGAUCCUCGCAGACAGAUGAUUGUUGUGCAGUAGGAAAGCUGCGCUUCCAGAGCUCGCCGUUUUAUUUGGGUUUUCUUUUGUUGUUUUUAAACAUAAGGUACCUCCAGUAUGUCGGAGCGGGGAGGGCUCCCGAGGACUGGAAACGUACCGUCUCCGCAGCCCUCCAAACCGGCGGCGAUCACUUCCAAUCGCCCGGUGCACAUGAACCUGUACGCCACCUGGGAAGUGGACCGAUCGUCCCCGAGCUGCGUGCCGAGACUCUUCAACCUGACGCUAAAGAAGCUGGUCAUGCUGAAAGAGCUGGAUAAAGAUUUGACCUCUGUGGUUAUCGCUGUCAAACUCCAGGGCUCAAAGCGAAUCCUUCGUUCCAAUGAGAUCCUGUUGCCAUCGACCGGCCAGAUGGAAACUGACCUGCAGCUCACGUUCUCAUUGCAGUAUCCUCACUUCCUGAAACGGGAUGCCAACAAACUUCAGAUCAUGCUGCAAAGGAGGAAGAGAUACAAGAACAGAACCAUCCUGGGCUACAAGACCCUUGCGUUCGGACUCAUCAACAUGGCAGAGGUGAUGCAACACCCGACGGAGGGUGCUCAGGUUCUUGGUUUGCACAGUCAGCUGAAGGAAGUGUCUGUCCCUGUGGCUGAAAUCAGAGUUUACUCUCUAUCCAGUCAACCCAUUGACCACGAGGGGCCCAAAGCCAAGAUGAAUGAUCGUUCUCCAGACAUUGAUAACUACUCGGAGGAAGAGGAGGAGAGCUAUUCUUCUGAACAAGAGGGCAGUGACGACCCCGUCCAUCAUUAUCUAGAUGAUGAAGAGGAUGAGGUGAGGAAGAAGAAACCCAGACGCAAACUCACCUCCAAUGCAUCCAUCACCAGACAACCCAACAUCAAGCAGAAGUUUGUGGCGUUGUUGAAGAGGUUUAAAGUGUCAGAUGAGGUGGGAUUUGGUUUAGAGCAUGUGUCCCGAGAGCAGAUUCAGGAAGUGGAGGAGGAUCUGGAUGAACUCUAUGACAGUUUGGAGAUGUACAACCCCAGCGACAGCGGACCAGAGAUGGAGGAAACCGACAGCAUCCUCAGCACUCCAAAACCCAAACUCAGACCAUUCUUUGAGGGAAUGUCUCAGUCGAGCUCUCAGACAGAAAUCGGCAGCUUGAACAGUAAAGGAAGUCUGAGCAGAGACCCCUUCUGCCCUCAGGGGGAGCAGCCACCAUCAGAUAAACUCAAACACUCUCGAAGCCGCAACCUGGAGGAGCCGCUGUCUGAGACAGACACACUGGAGCUGAAUGAUCAGGAGUUGUUUAGUGAAGUUGGUCCCAGUAUAAUGGUGUCUGUGGCUGAGAAACCCCGAACACCGUUAAAAACAAGCAAGAGUGAGAUCCAGUCCAUGCCAUCCCCCAGGUUGGAUGGAGGACUCACACCCAGGAAGCGCAACACUCCUGUGAAGGAUCGACAGCUCUCUAAACCGCUGAGUGAACGAACCAAUAGCUCAGAUAGUGAAAGAUCACCUGAGCUUGCCCACAGCACACAGGUGCUCAGGAAGGCUGUAUAUGAUCAGUUGAAUCAGAUUUUGUUAUCUGACUUGGCUCUUCCUGAAAGUCUGAUUCUGAUCAAUGGCACAGACUGGCAAGGACAGUAUGUUGCAGAGCAGUUGCAGGUCCAGAAGCAUUCUGUGGUGUGCACGUGUUCUGGUGCAGAGAUUCAGGCCGUUCUGUCCGCUCUGCUUACACGUAUACAGAAAUUUUGUAACUGUAACUCGUCCAUGCCGCGGCCGGUGAAGGUGGCGGUAGUUGGGGGUCAAAGUUAUCUGGGCUCUGUGCUGCAGUUUUUCGUCACUCAAUUGGCCAAUAAGACGUCCGAUUGGCUCAAUCACAUUCGCUUCCUGAUCGUGCCUCUAGGUUCUCAUCCUGUUGCUAAGCACCUGGGUGCCCUUGACAACCGCUACAGCGCAGCCUUCCUUGAUGGAGCAUGGAGAGACCUGUUUAACCGAUCAGAGCCACCACAGACAGAUUUGGUGGAUGUAGCGGGUCGUAUCGCUCUGUACAUCAGUGGAGCCGUUCUCACUCACCAGCUGCCCAUCGCUGAGGCCAUGCUCACCUGCAAACACAGAACGAGGGAUGAGGAUUCCUAUCAGAAGUUCGUCCCUUUUAUUGGGGUGGUGAAAGUGGGAUUGAUUGAGCCUGGGCAAUCAUCAGCAGGGGACAUGGAUGAGGGUGUGGCUGUGAGUUUGGCCGUCCCCUCCACAUCUCCACCCUCUCAUGGAUCACCUGCCAGUCUGAAAGAGACGGCCACACCCCCUUCCUCGCCAUCAAUGGGUGGAGGUUUGGUCGUACAGGGGAGUCCCAGUAUGUCUCACGGCGUGGAUGCCAUUGGACUGCAGGUGGAUUACUGGCUGGCAUCUCUGGCUGAGAAGCGUCGAGAGGGAGAGAGGAGAGAUAUGGGCUGUAAGAACACUCUAAAGAGCGCAUUCUGGUCCCUGCAGGUCAGCCGGCUGACAGGAGGGGGAGUCAGCGACCCGCAAGCUCCCGUCAACACUAUGGCCAUGACAGUGGUCACCAAAGAGAAGAACAAGAAAGUUCCAACAAUUUUCCUGGGGAAGAAACCUAAAGAACGUGAGAUGGACUCUAAAAGUCAGGUCAUUGAGGGCAUCAGCCGGCUCAUCUGCUCAGCCAAACAGCAGCAGACUAUUCUGAAAGUUACCAUUGAUGGAGGAGAGUGGAACGACGUGAAGUUCUUCCAGUUAGCAGCUCAAUGGCCGACUCAUGUCAAAUAUCUCCCAGUUGGAUUGUUUGGCUACAGCAAACCACCCUCCUAGGACAGCCCAUAUUCAAAACCCCGCCUUCAGCCCGCAACCUACACCCUAUUGCACACCGCCCCUGCCUCUCAGAAUGCCGGCCAAUUGUAGUUGUGAGACAGGACUCUCCUAUAUAGGUGUCUCUGGUGGGUGGAUAGGUGUAGUUGUAGAAGUUUGAUUUGGCGGGUUUGGUAGACUUUUAUCAGCACUUUUAUCACUUUUAUUUAUCAAAAGGUCCCAGAGCCACAUGUGGGGGCCAAGCACAAAAUUUGAAUACAUCACCUGUCAACCAUCAACCUGAUCACUAUUGAACGGCAUGACAAGGCAUACAUCCCUUAAAAAUAUAACCCCUGACCUCACUGAUACAACAAUGGAUGGCUUUCAUUAUUGACCUCAGUGUUAAAAUUGAAGUAUUUCCAUCAAAUGCCGUUUAAACCAUUAAAAAUGUUCCAUGGUAACCACAGUUUCCACCAAAAUACCGUAGUUACUAUAGUUAUUGUUAGUACUGUAAAAUCAGAACAUAUGGUAAUAUGGCCAUCUUCCCCCUAGUUGACAAAACUCGGAAAUGCAUCGUUAACCUCUAGCUUGCAUGACUUAAAUUACACCCAUAACAGGACCCACUUUCUAUUAGGUAUCUUUAACUGCUGUACUUACAUAAGCAUUUGAUACAAUGUACUUAUUAUGUACAUAGGUGUUGUUGCAUUGUACUUGCAUUUAAACCUGCAUUUAAUUUCAUCUGUAGUUACACUGUUAACCUAACCCCUUAACCCAACUCUACCCUAACCACUACUCCUAAACCCACCAUACCUCAAACUCAAUAGCAGCAAAUGUACAUUUUGUGAACAUUUUGAAGAAUAUGUAGUUACACAAUAAAUACAUUGUACUGUAUGCGUUUUAAAGUUAGUACAUAGUAUUUGAAGACACCUAAUAUAAAGUGGGAUCAAAAUUAUUUUAAUAUUGGUUCCGUGUUGCACUUUAUGUACUUGUGCAUGUGCUGAGCUGUGCUAACUGAGCUGCUGUAGCCUGCAAAUUGCUUUUCCCUCAGUAUACAGAAGGUUGGGGUCUGUGACAUAACAAAUAGUGGUUCACAGUGACACAGUGGUUAAUCCAAAUAACUAGAAUAAUUUUAAGUAGUUUUAUAUUAUUUUGUACACAGAUUAUGCUUUUAUGUGUCGGAAGAUCUGAUGAUCAUUUAGUUCUACUUUCAAAAGUGACCUUUUUAGCUUAAAUAUGUAGCUCAUUUAUUUAUUUAUUUCCAUAAACCAUAUCUCCAAAGAUCACUCUUGCCAAUCAGAAUGUAAACAUUAUAGGAAAUUGAUAGGAGGGGGAAGAGAGCUCAAGGGAAUGAUGUCAUCGAUUAGCAAAAGGGCUGGACUAGGUUGGACAUGAAAAUGUUAAAAAUAAGUUGUGGCGUAGUCAGCAGAAUUGAGGAAAAUGUUGUAUUGUUAAUUUUGUGUUCUUAUAUGAAUCUUCACAGCUGUGAACAGGUUUGGGGAGAUCUUCAGAAGGGAAACCUUGGCUAGAUGCUAUGCACUUCAACUCAACUUUACUCUUACACAUCUUCGUCCAAAGCACAAUGUUUUUGCCAACUAGAUCCUCACACGGAAUGCCCCGUUAAAACAAGCAUGGGAUCAGACCCUCACUUACGAUUAGUACCUACCUUUAAAGUUACGAGCUAAACAGCAAAACUGAUCUUGGAUCAGUCAUUUUAGAGCUACAAGCUCCCUUUAUUUGCUAGUUGUUACAAUACAGUUAAAGGCAGCUUUUAAGAAAGUAACUUUGUUCUAUUUUGUCUAAAAUGUUUGUUAGAUAAUCUUGUGUGUUAGGUAUGCAUCUAACAAGACAAUAUUGUUUGCGAUGUGGUUUUAAAAUUAUAACAAAACAAAAAAACAUUAUCUCUGAAACAAUGUUGUGCCACAGUUAGAGUGAUACAAGUAUGUUGUGUGACUGUUGUUGUUGUUUUUUUUGUGUGUGUGUGUGUGUGUGUGUGUGUGUGUGUGUGUUUUAUAAUAGUGUUCACUGGUAAGGUUAGUCUGUGGUGUAAACUAAAACAUUCUUCAAUUCAGUCACAACACAAGAUUCAGCAUUUUUUCGCCCAGCAGACUUCUAAUAAUUUAAACUUGAACUGCUAAUGAAUAUACCAUUAUUGUUACAUAAUAAUUAAUUUGUCAAUUUCACAAUAUCAUUAUUAAUUCACUUUCAGUGAAUCUUACAAAACCUGUCAAAAACAUGCCCGGGUCCUAGUUCACCACAAAAUCAAGAAAGAAAAUUAAAUUUAGUACAUUUGAAAAUAUUUGUACAUCAUGGUAGUAUUUGCUGGCUUUAAUUUAUGCUUAUUUAUAAAUGUAAAAAUUGAUGUAUUUUAGUGAUUUUUUCCCCCCUGUAAUUACAGUAAAAAAAAUUAUAUACAGUAAAAAUGACUGUAGUACACUAAUAAAUAAUUGGAAUAAUGGGAAUUACUGAAAAACAUAAAAGUAAAAAGUCUGGACACAUGAUGGUCGUGAGAAUAAUGACACAAUGCAAAAAAUCUUAAUCUUAAGAAUAGGCUUUAUAUAUAUAUAUAUAUAUAUAUAUAUAUAUAUAUAUAUAUAUAUAUAUAUAUAUAUAUAUAUAUAUAAAUAACUUUUUUAAAUGUGACCCCCGGACAUGUUUUUAAGAGAUUCAUCAAAAUCUUUCUUUUGGGUAACUUUUCAUAUUUUUCAUGUCUCUUUUCUUAAUAAGAGUAUCCAUUUGUAACAAAAAGUAUUACAAACAACUAAGUAUUAAAGUAAAGGGAACUGUUGCGCUUAAAACUUGUUUCUUUAGAUGCAUGGAGACAAAAAAAAAAAGAAAUGUAUUUAAAAAAAAUCACAAAAGUUCCUGUCUGCACACUGAAUGACAAUCAGACUGGAAAAGAUCUCAUAUAUAUAUAUAUAUAUAUAUAUAUAUAUAUAUAUAUAUAUAUAUAUAUUAAACUUGCAUAGUGGAAGAAGUGCAGUGAAUUAAAAACUAGACUUUCUUUCUUGAACAACUAAGUAUUAAAAUACAAAUGGAUCAAUUAGAUUUAUUCCUUUAACCUGCUCCUUAGAUGUUUAGCAAUAGUUUUAAGCUUUUGUUGUUUUUUGAAGUGUUUUUCCUUUUGUGUAUAUUAAAUGCAGCUCUCCUACAGUAUUUCUACCCAUAUUCUCAGAGAAGAUUGAAGAAAUCUUCAAAAUGAUGUUUCCCUGGCAUUUAAAAAACAAAAAUGUAUUUAGAUCGUUAUGGGCUGAACUUUAUUCUAAAUUAAUUAAAUAAAAAUGUAUGUAAUGCUGUUACAUUUGCUGUUUGUGUUUUAAACUUCUAUGAUGGGCAAGCAAAAAUCUGCAGUAACCUUUAUACAAGCUUUUUGAGGUAAAGCACACAUUGUUUAAACCUUAAAUGUUAACUAUUUUGGGGUGCAGGUUUAAAUUUGAUGUGGAUACGUGUUUCUUGAAAGGAAAUAAGGAGAGGCACCAAAAAAAAGCUGUUGCAUUCUGUUUUUGUUAUUGUGUGUGUGUGUGUAUGUGUGUGUGUGUGUAGGGGGAAAAUUAGAUUUUCAGUAUUUUUGGAGCAGUCUGGAAGUAACACAUUUUUCAGAAUGUUCAUUUCAAUAUGAAAAGAAAACGCAUGGACUACAAAAUACCCAUUCCUUCAUCUGAACAUGGACUGUCUCUUAAUCCGUGUGCUGUUUGGAGUCUGGUCUUUGCCUGGCUGUACGUGUACCUCUGUACUGUAUGUACUUGUGUGUUGAUUGUAAUGUGACAUUUUUUUCAGAAACCAUGAAGUGGAUUUGAGCAUAAUUAUAUGAACAGCCAAUCAGAAUGGUCUUUUCCACUUCAUCAAAUACUUCUUGUCAGUCUAUCUUGAUCUGUUCGAGAGCUAAUAUACCUGAAUUCCACAAGCUUCGGAUUCAAACAGCCGAUUUGGCCAAAGUUAGCCAAUGUAAAAAUAAUACCCCAUAAUAUUUAGAUGAGGACAAAGCCAAGCUUGUGGAUGAGAGAAGUAUUUUUGCACAUGCAUUUAUUAUCUUUUAGCAGUUUUCAGCUGUUUGCCUUUUUGCCUCUUGACAAUAAUGCUUGUACAUAUCCAAAGUGCUUGUAAUGAGAACUUAUGUUCCUUUAUUGUUUUUUUAUUAUUAUUUGACAUGUUUUUUAGUACUGCUUUUUCAUAAUUCAGUUGUCAAUCAAUAGAUGUGGUAUAUGGACAUUGGAAGUGUUACUUGUAUUCUUUUUUUAUUUAAUAAACACACCUGAUUUGUAUAUUC
Myxocyprinus asiaticus (Chinese sucker) is the source of this 7215-nucleotide messenger RNA. RefSeq names its product phosphofurin acidic cluster sorting protein 1-like. NCBI's taxonomy places the organism in Eukaryota, Metazoa, Chordata, Actinopteri, Cypriniformes, Catostomidae. Gene Ontology annotation, biological process: protein localization to plasma membrane. The transcript has 24 exons. Gene Ontology annotation, molecular function: transmembrane transporter binding. The record is from RefSeq and is a predicted model, not a curated record. The coding region runs from base 276 to 2975 and encodes 899 amino acids.